UGGUGGGCUCAUUCUAGGACAGAGAAUCGUUCGAUGCGUAUUGCUCUUGAGGACAGCUCUUGCUUUAGACAUGGUUGAAUGAGAACACUUUGGAAUUGGGUUGAAGCAGAUUAUUUGAUCACAACACCAGGGAUCCUGCUGAUCGAAUAUCCGAUGUAAGACAGUGAGCAGAACAAAAUGGCUUCGAAAAAAAUGCAACCACUGGUUAAGGCCUACCAGCGGGAUGUUACAAAGGCACUGGAGAAGUACCAGGUUCUCCGUGACUUGGAUAUCUUCGUGUUGGACAACUCGAUCCGAGAGAGCACUGUGGGACAGCUGCGGGGCCACACCCUGGAGAGCAAGUGGCAGAUUUAUGAAGAGGUGAAGAAGUGUGGAUUCAAGCAUACCAUCGUGGCCUCCUUUUCGCAUAUGACUCGUGUGGAUGACAUCUUCAUCAUGCAGCUGAAGGAAAGAGGGGAGGACCCAGAAGGCCUGUGGGCAUUCUCCGAGAUCACUGCAGGUGCAAAAUGCAAGAUACCAGACACUGUGAACGUUCCCGUUGGUAUCCGAAAAUUGCAACCAGCGGGCCUUUACAGCGUAAUCUUUGAGGUGGAUCUGGGUGAUAUUGUGUAUGACUUCAGCAAGUUCUCUAUAAGUGACAUGUGCGCACUGCUUAGCAAGUGGAUCGACUGGUGCUUCGAGAAUCUCAGCCCCAAGGCCAAGAUGAUGUUCAGCUUCCGUGACCUCCCUGACGUCAUGCCUGAACACUCUGAUCGAGUGUUUGAGGUAGUAUCCUACCUAGCCAACCUGCCGCCCAAUCGCCGUCCCUUUGGCAUGAUGUUCGAGGAGCCGAGAGGGAAGUCUUUGCCAGAGGAGUGCGGCAUGUGGGCCCGAUAUAUCCGUAAAGUCAUGGAAGACAACAAAUGGAAGGGACAUCUGCUUGUUCACGUCCACGAAAAGUUUGGCUACUGUGAUGCGACAGCUCUGCAAGUUCUUAUGGAUGGUGCAGACGGCAUCUGGGCCAGUGUUUGCGCUGAGGGUGCGUCCAUGGGUAACGCCCCAUCCUGCGUCACCUUAAUGAACCUCAUCCGGCUCGGCAACAAGAAGGUUCUGAAGAGGUUCAACUGCACUUACCUGAGGAAAGCCGCCAUCAACGUGACCAAAAUCACCACAGGGAAAGACCCGCACAUCAAACAGCCGGUCUUCGGUGCGCGAGCCAUUGACUUCGUCUUUGAUCUCAAGCAGGAGGAGUUCGACCUGGCCAGCUUCUUUGGUGAGAAGGCUCCCGUGCGAAUCAGCACCAUGGCCAGCAAGGAGAUGAUCCGUCAGCGCAUGGUCGAUCUCUUUGGAGACGAUCCACAGUUUACCUUGGAUCUGGCCUACAAGAUGAAGGAGCUUAUUCUGGAAGAUCUUCGCACUGGCCGGAAGGAAGAAUACAUGAGCAUGGUGGGUCUGGCCUUGCUGUUUGAUCGAGCUGGAGGAAGUCUGAACCAGCGAAUGAGAGACGCCAUCGACCAGUUCCAGGUGAAAGGGGAGCACGCUAAGAACCUACUUGUCAAAGUUCGCGAGAUAUGGGACGAGUGGGACCUGAAGGACGAGGUGCAAGGGGACGAUAUGUUGCAGUUUGACUCCUUCUAUAACGGCUUCAUGGCGCCCUACUUCUCCUGCUAUCGCUGCUCUGACACCUUGAGGGCUCUACAGGCCAUCGACAUGGACGCCGACGGCAUGGUGGAUUGGAAUGAGUUCGAGGUCUACUUGAAGUGGGCCCUCCAUCAAUAUCCCAAUAUUGCUGACGUGGAUGAGCUGCUGGAUAUUGCCUUCCAAAAGGGAAUUAUCCCAGCUAUGAAGGAUGAGUUCCUCAAGACAGAGUAAGAAUGGCCUGACCGUACGACCACAAUAGCGCACCUUUUGCGUUAGUGUAUUUUAUAUCCUAUGGGGCGUUUAAAAACAUCUAAUACAGCAGAAAUAAUUAUAACGUACUUUUUGUUUGCGGUGCCUGCUGUGAUUUUUUAAAAAUAAUAUGGAUGAUGAAGAGUUGUGACAUUACUCAAUGAAUUAGGACACUUUUCGAUAGUAUAUCUUUUGCUUCUUUUUAACCAAUUUUCAUCACUGUCUUUCACUCUUGAAAGUUUUUAGCGCGUGCGCUAUGCUACUACAUUGAGAAUUCUGUGGUUUUUUUCGUCAAGUUUUAACAUACCGUCAUCAACACCACGAAGUACCGUAGUACUCAUCCGUAGUUGCACCGCUUCAAACUUCACUUUAAAGUAGAGCUGUUAAGCCUAUGUGGCUAACUAAAAAAUCUUAAUGUUUCAUUUUUGAUCAGAGUUUUUCGUAUUGGUUUUCCAUUUUAGUUGCCACUACUAGUAGGCCUAUGACACUUAUAUUUUGUAUUCCAGUUUGGUAAUUUGUUUUGAAUUUUCUUCGCAGCGGAAACAUUAAAAUUUGGGUUGGAUUUAACAGUAGAAAUGCAGUUUUUAUCUGGUUAUGUCGGCCGUUGACUGUUGGUAAUUUAGUAGCUGAUUUACAGUUUCAUUAAUAGACAAAUACACUGUGCAAAUAAUUAUACGGAACAAGGAUGACAAACACCGGAAAUACUUCGGUUGAAAGAAAAACAGGCACUGGUAAUGCCAACCUAUAAUUUGGUAAGACUCGGAAUGAAAUGAUUAAAUUUGUUUGAUUAGUCAAUUUGCCAAAUUUGAAGCGUUGAGAAAUAUUCGAAUAUUAUGAGAAUUCUUUUCCUAUAAAACCAUGUGGCUGUGUUGUGGACUGGCUGGACGAAUUUGAAAAUGCGCAUUUUUUGGCGUUGGAAGAUUAAGCAUAUGGAAAUUUAUUGUUUUUGUUUCUUCCUUGUCGUAUUUUAGGUACCGCCUCCUACAUCAAAGCAUUAUUUUUAACCGAUGACGUUUACAUAUACUGCCUAAAUAUACUCCUAAUUUUGCAGAUGUGUCAGAUACGUUGUAGGUUAUAGUUCAUAGACAUAGGUAUGUGUUUAACGAAACAUUUCGUUUAUCUCAGAAAAAAUACAUAUCAUUUAUCUAUCAUUGUGGUGUUUUUUAAUUUUUGAUAUAUUGGUACAGUUUUAUAGCCAUUGUGUGUGUUCACCGGUAUAAUCUAACAAUGAAUAUAAAGAACAGUAUCAAUUAAUCGAUCAAUAUUGUAGCUAAUUUUACAUAAGCAAUUUUUUUAAUGGCUUCUUAAGCUUUAUUUUUGUUUACCAUUAUACCAAGAGUUGUUCUGGAUUGAUUGCGUAGUGUGGCAUUAUGACUGUCGUCUGGAUUAGGUUUAUUAACUUGCCCAAGCGUGAAAUACAAUACAUUAGCUCGGUAUACCUAGAUGGCAACAAAUCGGAAAUUAAAUUUGGUGUAUACACUUUUC
Messenger RNA from Acanthaster planci (crown-of-thorns starfish), 3354 nucleotides. RefSeq lists its product as uncharacterized. Gene Ontology annotation, molecular function: calcium ion binding. NCBI's taxonomy places the organism in Eukaryota, Metazoa, Echinodermata, Asteroidea, Valvatida, Acanthasteridae. The record is from RefSeq and is a predicted model, not a curated record.